AACCCUGAUCGCGGGUGCGACGCGAGCGAUGCUUCAUCAUCUUCACUUCUAAAGCUCACCAUCACGCGAGCCCUGGAUUAUUUCAGAGGAUCACAAACGGGAUUUUCUUCUGGGCAACAGCUGGGAUUAUUGAUCAACCCCACAGAUCCUAGGCUAUAACAUCUGCUUUGAACUGUUUUCACUUAUUUUCUUUUGAAACUAUCCAAUAUGUGUCUACUUGGUCGUCAGAAGUUGGAUUCGAACCGCUGCUGAACUCGUAAGGAACUUUGGACCUGCCUAACAGGAAAAAAAAAAAAGUUUUAUUCUAUAAUGUGUUUUGCAGAAAUUAAACAGCGUCUUCCGAUUGCAUUCAAAUGCACUAGCUUUUUCAGGCGAGUGAAUAAGCAGCCGUGUCCAUCCGCAGCUGAGCAACCGAAACUCGUUCGCGCGACGCGACUCUCUGGUGUGCGCGCGUAGCUCCUCCUCGGAUUCACCGCCGUUCAUUCCCUCUUUUUCGAUUUGUUUAAUCUCCGGAGAAGAGGUGGAUUUUUAAAAUAAAGUAACUGCAAGGUAACUGCUCCAAUUAGUUGGUUGAAAUGCUAUUUUUAUUGCCAUUUAAUGUGCAUGGUCCAUCGUCUGCAUUUUCUAAAUCAUUCCCGAAGCUGUAGAGCGAACUUUUCGAAUACGGAUAUUUUGGCACCCAUGACCGAGACAAUGGCGUUAAGUGGAAACUCUAGAGCUAAAGACAACAGUUUUCCAGACGUUAUUGAACUAAACGUCGGGGGCCAAGUGUAUUAUACCCGUCACGCCACGUUAAUCAGCAACCCCGGCUCCCUUUUAGGGAAAAUAUUCUCUACUAAAAAUAACGCAUCAAAUGAUCUUGCGAGGGACCCCAAAGGUCGUUACUUCAUCGACCGGGAUGGGUUUUUGUUCAGAUAUGUGUUAGACUACCUCAGAGACAAGCAAGUUGUCCUCCCUGACCACUUCCCUGAGAAGGGAAGGCUGAGGAAAGAAGCGGAGUACUUUCAGUUGCCAGACUUGGUUAAACUCUUAACCCCGGACGACUUGAAGCCCAGUCCCGACGAAUACAUCCACAGUGAUUACGAGGACGGCUCUCAGGGAAGCGACCAGCGGAUGUGCCCUCCACCGUCGCUCGUUCCCGCAGACAGAAAAAGCGGGUUCAUCACAGUCGGAUAUCGCGGGUCUUGUACGAUGGGCAGGGAGAGUCAAACCGAUGCCAGAUUCCGGAGGGUGCCGCGGAUUUUGAUUUGUGGGAGGAUUGCGCUGGCCAAAGAAGUUUUUGGCGAGACCUUGAACGAGAGCAGGGACCCAGACAGGACCCCCGACAGGUACACGUCCCGCUUUUACCUCAAGUUCAAGCACCUGGAGCGCUCUUUCGACAUGCUCUCGGAGUGCGGCUUCCAGAUGGUCGCGUGUAACUCGUCAGUGACGGCCUCGUUCGUCAACCAGCAUACUGACGACAAGAUAUGGUCAAGUUACACUGAGUACGUCUUUUACCGUGGCUCAUCUCACUGGUCCUCUCCACCUUGUGACUGCUGCUGCAAAGGUCACAAAGGUGAAGGUGAGAGUGGAACCUCUUUCAAUGAACUCUCCACCUCCAGCUCAGAGAGCCAUUCCGAGGCCAGCUCCCCGCAAGGUACCGUCAUCCGUGGCCCAGUCAGCCGACAGACACACGUGCAAACGUUGGACAGGCCUCCCAAGAAGGGCCCCGUUCAGCAUGUCCUGCAGCAGCAGCAGUCCGAGCAGCGUCGCAAGAGUGACCUUCUCCGGACCCUCACCGCAAGUUCCCGGGACACCAGCACCUGCAAGAAGCGGCCAGCGAAAGAAAAGUUGACUGUGGAAGAGGAACUAGAGAAGUGCAUCCAGGACUUCCGCAAGAUCAAGAUUCCCGAGCAGUUUCCAGAGCGCAAGUACAUGUGGCAAGCCGACCUCCUGCGCAAAUACCGUCUUUGAGGGCCACUGUGGCCUUCAAAACUAAAAGUGCAAGAUUCAAUAACGUAUGUGUCCACUACUAAUACUACAACUACUAUUGCUAGUACACACCACACUACUACUGCCUCUGACUUUGUUGUCAAUGUCAGUCGAUAACCCGAGUGACCACUUCAUCUGCUCGAAUGCUAAUUGUUUACUUGUAAACACAUUUUUGUAGAGUUCCAGAGAGACGCAAGUGUUUUCGAAAGAUGCACAACUACUUGUCUCCUUGGCUUCAGUCUCCCUUGCUGAGCUACACUUUUUGUGUAAUUGUGUGUUUGUUAGAACUGAAUUUUUGACCUCGGUAUGUUAGUGCCACAGCGACUUGAGUUGAGGUGGCCCAGAGGUUGAAAGAUGAAUGUGUAUCCACCUCAUCAAUAAUGCAUGUGGUCCCAACUGUGCCCUUUCUAAGAAUAGCCACUGCCUUGGCAGAUGUGAGAGUGGGUUUCCAUUUCAACACUCUGAGAAGCACAGAAGACCAUGGAGCCAAACGUGUUUUCCCUUUUUUGGAUUCGCCAUGUUCCAUUUUCAUACCUCAGCUAAGCUACAAUCAAAGACCCCUCCGCAUGUAGUCAUAUCAUAAAAGGGUUAUGGGUGGAAACCCAAUAGCAUCACAUAAAGGCUUUGAAACUGCUUCCUGAAACAUAUUGAUUUAAACAAAAUAUUCUAAAUGGGAGUGGAUAUGGCUUACUCUUGAGGUCAAAAGUUAAAUAUGGAAAGUUUGGAAAAAUCAUGACAAUAACAGGAAAGGUUUAGGGUUAUAGCCCUGGAAGCAAUCAGACAUUGAUCAACGCGAACAUAGUUUAGGGUUGUGCAAUCUUUUUGCAGAACACAUUUCACUGUUGUAUUUAUUCCAUCACUAAUAAUAUUGAGCGAAUCUGAGAAAUGGAAGGCUUCUGGUUAUAUGUUCUGUAAGGACUAUUAAAUUUAAUGAGACCUAUACAUAGCUGAUGAUAAUUCAGUAGAAACAUAUUAGUGUACGCUAUGUUUAAUAAUGAAUAUCAUCCUUAAUAAAAAUAAAUAAAGAAAUUUAACACACCAAUAAAGCUUAGAUACAUUUUGUGUUAACUUUUAUCAUUUUGCAAUGAUUUGCAAGGAUUUUGGAAACCAAUAUAAGCAUCAUAAGUUGCUGCUACUGAAUUUAUUUUAAAACUAUGCCAGGUCUCGGUGUAAGGAGCAUGGAGUAAUAGCUUACAACAAUAUUUAAAUAAUAAUAACAAUAAUGCCACAUAUUUGUUUUCAAACUAUUAAAUUACAAUUGAUAAUUAUGGAAGUUGGAAUGAUCUGCCUCCUAAUCAUUCAUUUUCUGCUAUUUCUUUUUUCACUGUUGUCCUAUAUUUUAUAAAUUAACUGUUCAUGAUUAACAGCCUUAAAUAGAGUCUAUCUUUAAAAAUGUUACACAAUUAAUUACAAAAAUGUGACUAGAUGAGGAAGAGAGGUACAUAUGUUUAUCUUGACAGAUAUAAUGUAUAAGAUGCAAAACUUUUGGUUUGUAUUGCUGUUUACUGAGACAUAUACUGUUAUCUAAAUAAAUAUAUAUUAAGAUAUAUUUAUUUCAUUAAAAUUAUUUAAAACAUUAAGAUUAAUUUCAGGUUUCUGAGAAUAACCCAGAUGUUUUACCAUAAAUAGAAGAUGCUGUCUGUCAUUUCACUACACUCUGUGAAGUGUGAAAGACUCCAGAUGCUCGCUUGUAAUGACGUAAAUUCUGAAUGUUAGGACAAAACCAAAGGACAGGAACAGUUUGAGCGGUAAAUGACGGAUAUGGUCUUGCAAUCUGUCUUUUCUCACAGUAGCCCUUUGAAUUGGAAUAUAAAUUAAGAUUAAUUGAGUGCUAAUCAAAAUGUAGCCUCCAGCCUCUCAUUCCCCUAUCAUGAAGCCCACUUACCAGAAAUAUAAAAAUGAAAGGGCUGAGAGAAUAUAAUCUAAAAUAGAACAGAUUAUUUGUUAUCUCUGUGUCAAAGGAUACAGUGAAGUUAUUAUUUUAUUGGACAGGUUUCAUACUUUUUUUUUAAACACUGUCCAUAUUGUAAAAUAUUAUUGCAAAUCACUUGUAAAUAACAUGAUAUUAAAAUGUCUUUAUAUGAAUUGCACUUGUAAUCUGUAAGAGAUUACUCUUAGAUCACUCAAAACAACUAAAUUAUAAUAAAAGUGUUUGGAAUCUUUAU
Messenger RNA from Cyprinus carpio (common carp), 4136 nucleotides. Its product is annotated as BTB/POZ domain-containing protein KCTD16-like. Lineage: Eukaryota; Metazoa; Chordata; Actinopteri; Cypriniformes; Cyprinidae. Gene Ontology annotation, biological process: regulation of G protein-coupled receptor signaling pathway; protein homooligomerization. Gene Ontology annotation, cellular component: presynaptic membrane; postsynaptic membrane. The record is from RefSeq and is a predicted model, not a curated record. Gene Ontology annotation, molecular function: protein binding.